CUGGUUGCAGAUCAAACCAGCAUCUCCUUCACACGCAAGGCAUCUAGUUUGGCUUCACUGAAUACCACUCAGAAAAUGGGGUGGAUAAUUCAGUUUGUCAUGGUCAUUUCUGAGCCUCGCUCCCUCUCUCAUCUUGGAGACUGUUAUGUUUUUUCUAAAAACGAAAUGUUCUAUAUAAAUAUUACCCAAGCAGGUAUUUCUGCUUAAGCCAUUUGGUUACCAAAUGGUUUCAAUGAACUCAGUAUUGGGAGCUCCAAAUAAAACAUAUCUUCUCUAAUUUAAAAACAAAACCAAACUCAGCUACAAAGUCAUGAAGUACGAAUUCCACUCUGCGAAAGAAAUACUGGGACUUGUAAUUCUUCUAUUUCUCUGUCCCACCCAGAGAGUGACGUUUCGUGAUUUAUUGCCAGCCGGGAUACUUUUAUAAAAACGUAGUACUGCUCUGUUUUCUCGUCCGGCCGAACAGGUCCUUCCCCAUCCCUGAGCCCCGCUGUGGCACUUGUUGUCCAUAGUAUUGGUGUCGUGUGUGAUUUGCUGCAUGACCGUGUGUUGGUCAGUUGAGCCGUGUGUAAACUGAUGUACCGCUGGUGUUUUAACACUGUGUCUCUGUAACUGUUUGCGCUGCUAGCUGCUACACUGAAGCAACCAUGCUGUUCUCAAGGCAGUCUACCCUUGAUGAUUUAGAUGGACCAGAAACUGUUCCUAAAACAAGUGAGCGUGCUCGACCUAGGCUUCGUAAAAUGUUCAGCAUGGAUAUGUCCUCCUCAUCAGCUGACAGUGGCAGUUUAGCAUCAAGCGAGCCCACGCAGUGCACCAUGCUGUACUCUCGCCAGGGGACCACGGAAACCAUAGCGGAGGUGGAGGCCGAGCAGGAUGACGAGGCGGUGGCCAAAGACGCUGAUCAGGGAGGGGAGGAGGCCGCGGACUUGGGGCCGGUGGAGGCCUCGGAGGCCGGCCUCACCCCAGAUGCCGAGCUGCCGCACUACUCCACCGAGGAUGGGGACGUGGAGGCGCCUCCCUCCUACAGCAAGGCGGUCAGCUUCGAGCGCCUGUCCUUUGGCUCGCGGGACGACUCUGCAGGCCAGAGCCACAUGGCCGUGAGCCCUGACGAGAGCCGCUCAGACAGGCUCGAGUCCAGCAUCUUACCGCCCCUGACUCACGAGCUGACGGCCAGCGAGCUGCUGCUGAACAAGAUGUUCCAUGAUGACGAGCUGGAAGAGUCCGAAAAAUUCUACGUUGGCCAACCCCGGUUCUUGCUGUUGUUCUAUGCCAUGUACAACACUCUGGUGGCCCGCUCAGAAAUGGUGUGUUAUUUUGUGAUCAUCCUCAACCACGUGGUCUCUGCCUCCAUGAUCACCCUUGUGCUUCCCAUUCUGAUCUUCCUCUGGGCCAUGCUGUCUGUGCCCAGGCCCAGUAGACGAUUCUGGAUGAUGGCCAUUGUCUACACAGAGGUGGCAAUUGUGGUCAAGUAUUUCUUCCAAUUUGGCUUCUUUCCCUGGAACAAGAACGUGGAAUUGAACAAAGAUAAACCUUUCCACCCACCGAAUAUCAUAGGAGUGGAGAAGAAAGAAGGCUACGUCCUUUAUGAUCUCAUUCAGCUCUUGGCUCUUUUCUUCCAUCGGUCCAUUUUGAAGUGCCACGGCUUAUGGGAUGAAGAUGACAUCACCGACAGUGGCACAGACAAGGAAGAGUCGGAUGAUGAGCUGUCCCUCAGUGGUGGCAGGAGAGCCUCCUCUGAUUCUCUGAAAUCCAUCAACCUGGCCGCGUCAGCGGAGUCGGUGCAUGUGUCCUUCCCGGAGCAGCCCACGGCCAUCCGGAGGAAGCGAUCGGGCAGUAGCUCCCAGAUAUCCCCCAGAUCCAGCUUUUCUUCCAAUAGGUCCAAAAGAGGCAGCACAAGCACCCGAAACAGCAGUCAAAAAGGAAGCAGUGUUUUGAGCAUCAAGCAGAAAAGUAAAAGGGAUCUUUAUAUGGAAAAGCUUCAAGAACGUUUAAUCAAAGCAAAAGCAUUUACCAUAAAGAAGACUUUGCAAAUAUAUGUGCCCAUCAGACAGUUCUUCUACAACCUCAUCCAUCCAGACUACAGUGCCGUGACCGAUGUGUAUGUGCUCAUGUUCCUGGCUGACACUGUUGACUUUGUCAUCAUCGUCUUUGGCUUCUGGGCCUUUGGGAAACACUCAGCAGCAGCAGACAUCACCUCUUCGCUGUCAGAGGACCAGGUGCCUGGGCCUUUUUUGGUGAUGGUCCUAAUUCAGUUUGGAACCAUGGUCGUGGACCGAGCACUAUACCUCAGGAAGACCGUCCUGGGAAAGGUCAUUUUCCAGGUCAUUCUUGUGUUUGGAAUUCACUUCUGGAUGUUCUUCAUCUUGCCUGGUGUGACUGAGAGGAAAUUCAGCCAGAACCUGGUUGCUCAGCUUUGGUACUUUGUGAAAUGUGUUUACUUUGGGUUGUCUGCCUACCAAAUCCGUUGUGGCUACCCAACGCGAGUCCUUGGAAACUUCCUCACCAAGAGCUACAAUUAUGUCAACCUCUUCUUGUUUCAAGGGUAAGGAAGGACACUCUGUGUUGUCACAGUCACUCACAGAGGGGAGGCUUGGCAAUAGAAAGGCACUUGUUUCCUUGGGAAGAAACAGGAAGGUGAAAAAAGGCUGAUGGGGCAAUUUAGAUCAUCACAGAACUCUUAUGACUUUUGGUAAAAGACAGGUACGCCUCUUGAAAUAGCCUUUCUAGGUGUAGUUGCCACACACCUGGUCAGCAUGGAGUUCUAGAAUUAUCCACAUGGGUUAAUUUUCUAUUACUGGAUCCUGCAUAAUUACUGUGCUAACAUUUCAGGAUGAAAACCAGGGAUACACGAUCCUUAGGUAUUAAUGUAUUUCUGGGCACAAUGGAACAGAAAUUCGGCAUUUGUACUAUUUGAAGAUCCCCUUGGAAUUUUGCGUAUACAAUGAGUUCCUCCGUUGAAGAGGGCCAUUUAUUCCACCUAACGUCAACCUGAAUGCCACAUGACUUGCUUGUCCCUGGUAGUAAGUUAGCUACUAGACAAGGCCUAUCGGCUCUUCCGUGUAAGAAUUUCGUUGGUAGUAUCUCCUCUCUGUUCCAAUGAAGAUCAUACCACAGCCCGGAAGGUGAGGCUGCUCAUGGCACCGCUGGCUCCUUGGUUGUACCAGACCUGGCGACAGGUGACUUAGUCACAGAAGAGGUGUUGAGUGUGCUCGGUCAGUCACUUAGUGGUGUUCUCUGUGUAUGGCCUGAUAUUUCUUCAAUGGGCUGGAUUAGUGUUCACUUGGCAGAGCUGAGUGGCCUAGGGGAGAAUUUCCGAGUAUAACCCAAGCGGCUCUGAAGAGCCUAGGGUGAACCUAGGUCUCCAGCUGGGAGAAGCUCUGUGUUAGUCAAGAAACAGGGAAUAGUUCCUAGGCCAGAGAGGAGCCCACGCCAACCCAUUCCCAAAUAUGAGAACGUAAGUCCAGAAUCUUAUUAACCUGAGGCAGCUACUCAGUCC
Molecule: messenger RNA, 3496 nt
Organism: Acinonyx jubatus (cheetah)
Lineage: Eukaryota; Metazoa; Chordata; Mammalia; Carnivora; Felidae
Product: piezo-type mechanosensitive ion channel component 2-like
Exons: 9
Coding region: 648-2546 (632 amino acids)
Biological process (GO): cellular response to mechanical stimulus; regulation of membrane potential; detection of mechanical stimulus
Cellular component (GO): plasma membrane
Molecular function (GO): monoatomic cation channel activity; mechanosensitive monoatomic ion channel activity
Source: RefSeq, a predicted model, not a curated record